Paramecium sonneborni is the source of this 5278-nucleotide messenger RNA. NCBI's taxonomy places the organism in Eukaryota, Ciliophora, Oligohymenophorea, Peniculida, Parameciidae. The record is from the annotation of a GenBank genome assembly.
AUGAAAUGGAUGUAAUUGCUCGUCUUGAGAAUGCUUAUUUAGAUAGUGCAAUGUGGUAAGAUACUUAAUAAAUAUUUAGGUUGGGAACUAUUUAAAUCAGAAUUAAUGGAUAGUUCAACCUUCUCUCUUUGGAAGAACUCUAACAAUUCACCGGGUUCAAAUUUACUUUAAGUUUGUGAUCUAUAACCUUCGCUGAACUCAAAGCUUCUUUAAGGAGAUAAGUUAUUGAGUAGAAAUAUUUUAAUGCCAACAUCACGAGCAUUCAGCAAAAUUAGAAUCAGUUUCGAUAUCUAUUAUAUCAAUUUAUGGAGUGCAGCAGAAUCUCUUACUGUCUAUGCAAACAGUUUAUUAGUUCAUUAUGAGAAACCUUUAAUUUAUGAUAACCAAGAUUACCCAUUAAGAUUCUGUAUUUCAAGACCAUUUGGAAAAUCAUACCCUGAAUAAUUCUCACGUAUAGAUUAGGAAAUAUCAUUUAAUGAUCCAAAUUUAAAUAUAGAAAUAGUUCAUGAGGGAGUAUCAGCAGGAACGACCAGUGAAUAUGGCUUAAGCAAUUUUAUAUUAUAAAUAUUCUUUUGUGAGGAUAAAUGUGAAGAGUGUGAUGAAAACUAAUGUCUUCUAUGUUAAAAUGGAUAUCAGUUAAUAAAAAAUUAAUGUAUAUGUGAUCCCUCAUUUCAAUAUUCAUACUUUAAUCCGUAUCUAACAUGCGUUGAUGAAUGCCCUAUUAAUUAUGUAUCAGAUGAUAAACGAAUUUGUUAACCAUCUCUUGUUAGUACAGUUUACUCUGAUCUUGAAGAAGAUACAUUUAACUCUUAUAAAUUUAAAUUUGUUGCUGAUAAAUAUUAUAGUGUAAAUAAAUUGAUGAUUAAUACAGUUGGAACUAAGACUAUAGGAGGUAUGUUUUCUAACACAGACUCUAUUAUAUUUGAUGACGUCAACUUAUAACCUAAUUUUAAAUAUAUCAUAAAAUUUAACCUUUUUAUUACUGGUAGAAUAUCAAAGUUGUAUCCUGAAACUAUAUAAAUACUUUUUAACUAAUAUGUUGUUGCGUAUUUAGCAGAUUUCAACAAAAUUAUUUUUACAUCCCCUAUAACUAAAUCAAGUACUGCAGGAGUACCUUCUACAUGUUCUAUCCCCUCAUUUUCAUAAUGCACAUCAUACGAAAUUAUGAUUCAAGUAGAAUUAACAGAACUAGUAACAGAAUUAAUGUUUAAAACCAAAUUUUAGUUAAAUACACCAUAAAGAACAUGGGGAAUUCGAAAUUUUUAAAUAUCUAAAUAUGAAAUAAUUUCAAGUUCCUAACCAUGCUCAAAUAAUUGUUAAACUUGUAAUCAAUCAGAACCUAAUGUUUGUUUAUCUUGUUCUGGAAGUUUAAAAUUAUUUAAUGGUAAUUGCAUUUCUUAAUGUCCAAGUUACACAACUGUAAAUGGAAAUGUUUGUGAUGAUCCAUCUCUUACAUAAUCAAAUGAGAAAUAUCUUGUAAAUAUGUAUCAUGAUAUGAAUUUCUAUCUUUAAACUAGUUUUGGAAUAUAAAAAUAAUUGUCUAAUUCUUAUUUUAUGAAUCGCAUAAUUUUAGGAGGAGUUGGAAUUUGGGAGAAUGAAUAAAUUCAAUAUAAAUUUACUCACAAAAAUUUAUUUUAUAAGGUCAAAGUAUAAUUCAUGUUAUUGUUUAUUGAUUCAACAAAUAAUUAGAUAUUAUUUAGAACAAGCCUAAACAAUGAAUUACCACAAUAUAAUAUGUAUGGAAGCAGCACUUCAGUAGGUAAUCAAGUUGGUUAAAAAUAUUUUGAAGUGGUUUAGAGUGUGUAGUAUAUGAAAUCUUUUGAAUCUACAAAUGAAUUAAAGGUUUAAUUAUAGUGCAUUAAAGGAAUAGAUAGUUUUGCAUAUUGUGGUGUCUAUGAUUUUAGAAUAAUUAUCUCGGAAUGUUAAGAAAAUUGUUUAAAUUGUGAUGAAAAUGGAAAUUGCAUGAAGGAAAUAGAUACAGUAAGCACAAACAUUAAUGGAUGCAAGGAUGGAUAUUAUAAAAUAGAAAAUUAGUGUGUUUAAUGUACCUCAGGAUGUACAUUAUGCACAGAUGUAGAUGUAUGUUAAGCAUGUAAACCUGGCUAUGAUUUAAAAUUUAAUACUUGUUUUUGCAGUAAAUUAAAAGAAAGAAUCGAUUAUUGUGAAUAAAAAAACUGUUUUCAUAAUUGUUAAACUUGUACUAACACAUAUUAAAACUAUGGAAUUUAUAGAUAAUACCAUCCUAAAAAUUGUUUAUCAUGUGAUGAAUCAAAAAAUUUAUGGUUAAAUGUAAAUUAAUGCAGUUGUUUAGAUGGAUAUUUUAUGGAAGAUUUUAGUUGUUAUUUGUGCUUACCAACCUGUUUAAAAUGUUAUUAAUAGGCCAGAACUUGUACAGCAUGUCAUCCUGGAUAAAAUAGAAUCUUAGAUAAAGAAUAAUGUCGCUGCUAAGAUGGAUAUUUUUAAGAAGACAAUGAUUUAGUUUGUAGUAAAUGCAGUAACUUAUGCUAAAAUUGUAAUUUUACAAAGGAUUAAUGCAAUUAAUGUUAUUCUAGUUAAUAUAGAAGUUUACAUAUAGAUACUUGUAUAUGUAUGGAUGGAUAUUAUGAUGUUGGUGAUUUAAAUUGUAAAAGUAUCAAAUCAUUUAAUAACAUUAGAAUGUCCUUCAAAAUGUAAAACAUGUUUGAAUGAAACAACUUGUAUUACUUGUAAUGAAGAUUAAUAUAGAAUAAUGAGCAUUGAUAAUCAAACUUGUACAUGUUAAUCUAGUUAUUUUGAUUUAAAUUAUCAAGAUACAUGUGAAAGUAUACAUUUUAUUAGAUAAUUAGAAUGUCACUUAAGUUGUUAGGAAUGUAAAUUAAGUAAUGGUUUUAAAUCAUGUACAAGAUGUCCAAGCACAAGAGAACCUAAGCUUUAGGGUAAGGAAGGAGCUUUUUCAUUUGAAUGCAAAUGCAGAAGGGGAUAUUAUGAAUCAAACUAAUAAGAAUGUUCAAGUUGUGAAGAUUAUUAAAAUCCACCUAAAACUCAUUAUUGUUAUUCAAAUUGCGGAGAUGGCAUUGUUCAAUGGAAUGAAGAUUGCGAUGAUGGUAAUAAUAUAGAUAGAGAUACAUGUUAUUAAUGCUUAAAUGGUAACUCAUUUUGUUUGGAUUAUACUUGUACUGGUUGUUAAGCAGGAUAAUGCACAGGUUGUAUUGAUGGGUUUUAUUUGACUCAAGAAUUUAUUUGUUAGCCGUGUAAUUCAAGUUGUAAGACUUGUGUUGAUAGGGCUAACAAUUGUACUGAUUGCAUAAUCUACAAAGAAAAUGAUUCUGGAUGUUUGAUGUGUGAAUAAGAUUAAGGAUUUCAUAUAGUUGAUUCUUAAUGUGUUUCAAUAUGCGGAGAUGGAAUUAAGGUUGAAUAAGAGGAAUGUGAUGAUGGUAAUAUAAUAAUUGGAGAUGGAUGUGAUUAAUUUUGCAAGAUUGAAUAUGGUUUCAAAUGUGAGUCAAAUUGUGAAAAGACAAUAUAUCCAAAUAUUUUAUUUGAAGUGAAUAAAUCAGAGAAGAAAUUUGACAAAGAAAGAGUAGUGAGAAUAAAAACAGAUUCUGCAGUAUCAAUUACUGGUAGUAUCAGUUCUAUAUUUACUUUCAAAGUAAAUAAUUGCGAUGAUUACGAUCUUACUUAUGUGGAUUUAACUCAAUAUUCUAAUUAAUUUACUUACUUAUUUUUAGAAUUAACAUUGAUCUUUAAAUAAUCUGUAUCUGAUCCAGAAUUAGUUUGCUAGAUAAUCAAUAAAGAGGCCAUCUUAAAUUAGGAUGGAAAUUCUUUUGCAGAAAAGAAUUAUAUGAUCUAAUUAAAUGAAUAUAUUUAGCCUUCUAUUGCAGAUUAGUAAGCAACUGAUGGAUUGAUGCAGCUAAGUAAAUAUGUAUUAUAUUUACUUUUUGGACUUGCUAUUUUGGCAUUUCUAUUUGGAGGUUUGAACAUAUUUUGGAAUCUUUUAGAUGCAUUGUAAUUAAUAUCAUAUCUCAAAUUUUUUAAUGUUUAUUAUCCCUACAAUUUAAAUAACUAUUUCACAAUUUUUGGAUUUGCUCAAUUUGACUUCUUAAAAGAUUAUCUUGAUUUAGAAACUUUAAUUAGUCAAUAUGUAAACACUCCAGAUGCAGAUCCUAAAUUUAGAGAUGAAGGUUAUUCCACAGUAUUUUAUGUGAAUAUUAUUACUGUUUUGACUGUAUUUGUUACUACUUUUAUAACUUACAUAGCAUGUAAAGUAUUAUUAUCAACACUAACUAAAUUUUCACAUUCCUUUGUAUAUGUUCCACUUAAUUCACAGGAAUAAAGUAUUUGCACAUUCUUCAUUUAUAGAGUUACAAGAAAUUUGUAAAUUUAAUUAAUGCGUUUUAAUAAAGCAUUUACAUCUGGAAUUAUUAGAACCUUUAUGGCUGUAGCUUUUGAUUACAAUCUCGCUUUAUUUCUAUAGUUGAAGGAUUUUGAACUAAGUGAUCCAAUUCUCUUCACUAGUUUUCUCUGUUGUCUUGUAGCUUUUGUUAUAGAAAUUGUAUUUAUAUCUAUGGCUGUUAAUUUCAUGUCCAAACCUUCUUAUGUAUUUAAAUAAAAAUUUAAUAUUGAUUGUUUUGGAGCUAUUUAUGAAGGAAUUAAAUUAGAAAAAAAUCCAUUUACAUACUAUUUCAAUAUUAUACUAUUGAUUAAAAAAAUGCUCUUUAUGAUGUGUUUAGUUAUGUUUUAUUCAUCUCCUUGUUUAUAAAUUGGAUUAGUAUCUCUCCUUAAUAUUAUUAUGGCUCUAUAUCUAAUAAAAAUUUCGCCACUUGAAGACAAAGAUGAAUAAUUUAAAUAAGUAGGUUCUGAAAUUUUAAUUUGGUUUACUGAAAUGCUUAUUCUAGCUUUUGCAAUCAAUGAAUAAUCAAAUUCCCUUAAUGAAGACUCAUAACUUAUUAUUGGAUGGUGUGUAAUUACUUUAACUUCCAUUUUGAUUCUUUUUCAAUUAUUCAUUGAUAUCAAAUAACAUGGUAAGUUUUUAAUUAAUGAAUAUUCCAUCAUCAAAAAAUUUAUCUAAAAACUUAAAGAUAUGAUAAUGCAAAAACCACUUUAAGAAGAAUAAAACAUUUUCCUCAAAAGAAGAAGAAGAAUGGGAAUUGAAAAUUUAACAUCCUAGACCAAUAUCAUGACUAGCAAAUUCAAAACUCUCAGUAAUUACAAAUAGGGAAGAAUGGUAACAUUUACCGUCAGCUCCAAUAGUAGUAGCUGAUAAAAUCUAAAUCUUUUCCUGUGUAUAUUGUUUAUAUUUAUA